Molecule: messenger RNA, 528 nt
Organism: Toxotes jaculatrix (banded archerfish)
Lineage: Eukaryota; Metazoa; Chordata; Actinopteri; Toxotidae
Product: gamma-crystallin M3-like
Exons: 3
Coding region: 1-528 (175 amino acids)
Biological process (GO): visual perception; lens development in camera-type eye
Molecular function (GO): structural constituent of eye lens
Source: RefSeq, a predicted model, not a curated record
AUGAGCGGAAAGAUUGUCUUCUUCGAGGAGAAAAACUUCCAGGGCCGCUCGUAUGAGUGCAUCAGCGACUGCUCUGAGAUCAGCUCUCACCUGAGGCGGUGCAGCUCCUGCAGGGUGGAGAACGGGACGUUCAUGGUGUAUGACCAGCCCAACUUCACCGGACAGCAGUACCUCCUGACCAGGGGAGAGUAUCCCGAGUAUCAGAAUACCAUCGGCUUCAACGACUGCAUUCAGUCCUGCCGCUUUGUCCCUGUGCACAAGGGGCCUUUUAAGAUGAGGAUCUACGAGAGAACAAACUUUGAAGGCCAGAUGCAUGAACUGACUAAUGACUGUGACUCCAUCCGGGAUCAUUAUCACAUGUCUGACAUGCAGUCCUGCAACGUCACGGACGGGUACUGGCUGAUGUACGAGCAGGCAAACUACGAGGGCAGGAUGCUCUACCUGAAGCCAGGAGAGUACAGGAACCUCAGAGAGAUGAGCGGCGACGACAUGAGGUUCAAUUCCAUCAAACGUAUCACAGAAUCUUAA